GGUUCCAAGUCUCAGAGACUCGGGCGGAAUUUAUUAAAAAAAAAUUAAGAACAGAGGUUAUAUAGAAAAAGUAAGAUACGGAUUCACUCGUGUACUUGUGAUUUUCGAAAACACAAAAAUGUCGGAACUGAGAUGGAAGUGUCGGGGUCUGAGAUCAGUGAUCGUUCUCUUCACCAAUUUCGCUUUAGCUUUUGCCUUCGUUUCCGCUGAGAGGGGCAUUUUUGAUUCCAAGGCGAGGGAAAGUGACGAACCACCCAGUUUCUUCCUGGAUUUUCUAUGGGAACCUGAUCAGACAGGUUAUCAUCAUGUCUGGCCCGAAUUUGAGUUCAACUGGCAAAUUGUUUUGGGCACACUCGUUGGAUUCUUUGGAGCUGCGUUUGGUAGCGUAGGAGGUGUUGGUGGAGGUGGCAUUUUCGUACCUAUGCUCAGUUUGAUUAUCGGCUUUGAUCCUAAAUCAGCAACAGCUUUGUCAAAAUGCAUGAUCGUGGGAGCUUCUGUGUCAACUGUGUAUUACAAUCUUAGAUUGAGGCAUCCUACGCUUGAUAUGCCAAUCAUCGACUACGAUCUCGCGCUGUUGAUCCAGCCCAUGCUUAUGCUUGGGAUUAGCGUUGGUGUCGCUUUCAAUGUCAUGUUUCCAGAUUGGAUGGUCACAGUACUCCUCAUAAUCCUCUUUCUAGGUACAUCAACAAAGGCGUUUUUGAAAGGUCGUGAGACUUGGAACAAGGAGACUAUAGAGAAAAUGGAAGCUGCUAAGCGUUUAGAGUCAGAUGGUGUAUCUGCCACAGAAGUAGAAUAUAUGCCUCUUCCUGCAGCUCCGAGCACCAAUCCUGGAAACAACAAGAAACGAGAAGUAAGUAUUAUUGAGAAUGUAUACUGGAAGGAACUUGGGCUUCUCGUUUUCGUCUGGAUUGUUUUCCUGGCACUGCAGAUAGCCAAGAAAAAUAUGCCAACUUGUUCAGUAGGAUAUUGGGUCAUAAACUUGUUACAGAUUCCGGUUGCAGUUGGUGUAUCAGGCUACGAGGCAGUAGCUUUGUACCAGGGUAGAAGAAUCAUUGCAUCUAAUGGACAAGGAGGCUCUAAUUUUACCAUUGGUCAGCUUAUUCUUUACUGUUCAUUUGGCGUAUUGGCGGGUGUAGUCGGUGGGUUACUUGGUUUAGGCGGAGGUUUUAUCAUGGGACCAUUGUUUCUUGAGCUCGGUGUCCCUCCACAGGUCUCAAGUGCCACAGCGACUUUUGCUAUGACUUUCUCUUCAUCCAUGUCAGUUGUAGAAUACUAUCUUCUCAAACGAUUUCCUAUUCCAUAUGCUCUGUAUCUUGUGGGAGUGGCAACAAUUGCAGCUUUGGUUGGACAACAUGUAGUCAGAAGACUGAUAGCAGUCCUCGGCCGAGCAUCCCUCAUCAUCUUCAUCCUCGCCUCCACGAUUUUUAUCAGCGCCAUAUCACUUGGUGGCGUGGGAAUAGUGAACAUGAUGGGCAAGUUGCAACGGCACGAGUACAUGGGUUUUGAAAACCUCUGCAAGUACAGUGGUUAAAGUUUAACAAUCUGGAUAAUGUCAAAGAAAAUAUCUCGGUUUUUAACUGAAGCCAAGUCGUCUCUACUCAGUAAGUAUAGCUUGUAAAAGUUCUCAUUCUUGAUGGCAAGAUUUAUUGUCUUUCGAUUUUUGUGUCUAUUUCUUUAGUCUAGAGACUAUUGCGCUUGUUCGCUAUUUGUUCUAAAAUAUGUUUUUCUAAAAUACUUAUGUAAUGUUGGACAACCAAAACGUAUAAAGUUAUGGUUCCCCAGCCGCGGGACAUCUC
This is a messenger RNA of Brassica oleracea var. oleracea, 1796 nucleotides long. RefSeq lists its product as uncharacterized. The record is from RefSeq and is a predicted model, not a curated record. Gene Ontology annotation, biological process: protein ubiquitination. The coding region runs from base 119 to 1531 and encodes 470 amino acids. Gene Ontology annotation, cellular component: Cul4A-RING E3 ubiquitin ligase complex; membrane. The transcript has 12 exons. NCBI's taxonomy places the organism in Eukaryota, Viridiplantae, Streptophyta, Magnoliopsida, Brassicales, Brassicaceae.